GGCCAGCUUGCUUUAUUAUGCUUUCGUGCUUGCUUUCAUACAUGCCUUUGUUUUGUCUAGUUUUUUUGUUUCCACUCACCUCAAUCCUCAUUCAAUCUGUAAUUAUUCAACCAAAUCCACACAAUGUCGCUUUUGCUGUCGGGGCAGGGCGAAAAGGCCUCGCCGCUCCUCCGGACAGCACGCAAAUACUGCACACACGUCAGCUACGCGCUCGCGCUCGCAGGCUUCCUCUGGCUUCUGGCGCUGCCAUUGCAGACGCUGUCGCGGCGCACGUACUUUUCAGAAAACGCAAUGAUGCCGGGCCAAGUGGAGCUCAGCUUUGGCAGCGAAAAGCACAUCGAGGCAAUGAACAGCAUGAACCAGGCCGAGCAGCUCGGAGGCGAGCAAAGGGGCCGAGCGGUGAUGGCCGCCUUUGAGGGGCUCGGGCUGGACAGCGAAAUGCAGCGGUUUAAGCACAACGGGGUAUCAGGCAUUAACGUUCACGGGGUUGUGCGGGCGCCGCGCGGCGAUGGAGUCGAGGCGCUGGUGGUGGCUGCGGCGUGGGAGGCGGGCAACCGGACGAAUGCCGAUGCCGUGCGCCUGCUCGCAGGGCUGGCGCAGCACGCCAUUGAGCAGGUGAACUGGGCCAAGGACGUUGUUUUCCUGGUGACCGACUCUGGGGAAGGCGGCGUCGAGGCGUGGCUGCGCGCGUACCACGGCGAGGGCGGCGCCAUGUACGUCCGCUCGGGGCUGAUCCAGGCGGCCUUGGCUUUGGAGCUGCCGCCGAUGGAUGCGUGCGGCGGCCUGGCUCUGCACUUUGAGGGGCGUGGCGGCCAGCUGCCUAACCUCGAUCUGCUCAACAUUGUGCAGCACGUGGCGCGCAUCGAGAGAACCCCCGCCCGGCUGCACGCGCUGCCCGAUGCCCCGCGGCGCGCCUCCAGGUACACGCACUAUCUGCAGUCGGCGCGGCUGCUGCUGCGCCAGGUGCGCGCGCAGGCUGUGGGCUCAGCGGUCGGCGUGCAUGCGCCGUUUCUGCGCUACGGCAUCGAUGCGCUGACGCUCGUUGGCAUGGAGCGCGUGGGCGCGCGUGGCGGCGGCAAUAUUGUUUCUGUCGGCCGCACCGUCGAGGCAUCGCUGCGCAGCCUGAACAACCUGCUCGAGCGCUUCCACCAGUCGUUCUUCUUCUACCUCCUGCCGGCCAACGGUCUUUUUAUUUCCAUCGGAAAUUACGUGCCGGCCGCUGUGCUCUUUGCUGCUGCGCUCCUGGUCCACGCGAUGAACCUGUGGUGGCUGCAGGGCCCCGAGGAGUCGCGCUCGGAAGCGCCCCAGGCCCGCAUUCCGCGGAUAAACGCAUACCAUGCUUUUUUGCGCAGGUCGCUGCCCACGUCAGUUGGCCUCAUUGUGCGCGUCCACGCUCUGGCUGCUGCUCUCUUGGCUCUGCCCAUGCUCGUGCCGCAGGUCACAAUGACCGACUCCACAGCCACCGCCUAUCUCUUUACCAUGAGCUUGGCCUCCAUCUCGUUGGUGCUGCAUUUGUCCGAUGAGCUGCGGAGCCACGCGUGUUUGGCCGAUUGGCGCCAGCUCAAGGCAUUGGUGUGUAUCUACGUGGCCUGCGUGGUCGCUUGUCUUUCGGUGAUGAAUUUCAGCCUGGCCAUUACCAUGUUUGUUGUCAUUGGGCUCCCCCUGCUGUUCACUCGCUUGUCAGCCAGUCCCACGCGCGUGCAUCGGGCGUGCACUAUGCUGAUGCUGCUGGCGUUUUCCCCGCUUUCUGUGCUGAGUGUGUCGCGGUAUUUCUUGGCCUCGGGCGCGGUUGAUCAGAUGUCUAGUCCGUUCCGCAUGUUCCUUUCCGACUUUAACCAAUUUGGGAGCCCGGUGUAUGCGCUGAUAUGUCUCGUUUACUGGCCAAUCAAUAUGCUGUGCAUGGUUGUCACCUUGAUGCCCUGAGCAAAACAUUUAUUUCGCCAUUUCAAAGUUACUCAUAUCAAAAAAAAAUCUUAUCGAUAAUAUCGAGAUUAAUGUUAAUUCAACAUUUUUUGACCUCA
Messenger RNA from Kickxella alabastrina, 2021 nucleotides. Its product is annotated as GPI transamidase component Gaa1. The record is from RefSeq and is a predicted model, not a curated record. Gene Ontology annotation, cellular component: membrane; GPI-anchor transamidase complex. Gene Ontology annotation, biological process: attachment of GPI anchor to protein. Lineage: Eukaryota; Fungi; Kickxellomycota; Kickxellomycetes; Kickxellales; Kickxellaceae. The transcript has a single exon. Bases 124 to 1923 code for a protein of 599 amino acids.